Molecule: messenger RNA, 3631 nt
Organism: Apus apus (common swift)
Lineage: Eukaryota; Metazoa; Chordata; Aves; Apodiformes; Apodidae
Gene: DIPK1C
Product: divergent protein kinase domain 1C
Exons: 4
Coding region: 89-1330 (413 amino acids)
Source: RefSeq, a predicted model, not a curated record
GAAGGAGGGGAGCUGGGCGUCCCUCCCGGCCUUCGCCGCCGCUCGCUGGGGGCUGAAGCGGCCGCCCAAACCGAGCCCGGGCGCCACGAUGAGGGGUAUCCCGGGCUUGAAGCGGCUGCGGCUCAAAAUCUGGCGGCGAUGCACCCUGGUGCUCCUCCUCUUCUGGGCUGCCUGCUGGGUGGUGGUGAGCGCCCUGCUGUUCCUCCUUCACCGGAGCGUCUUCUCCGAGCGCUGCACGGACGAGAAAAGCCACCGGAUCCUGGCGAGGCUGUGCCUUGACUACACCAGUGGAGCCCUGACUGGUGACCUCUGUGAAGACCUGUGUGUGGCACAGAAGCUGGUGUACAAACACUGCCUUUACUACGACAGAGGUAAGAAGGUCAUCCAGGCUGACUGGAGAGGCCAGCCCAUCAUCCUGAAAUCCAAGAAGGAAAUCUUCUCCAACUACCAGCAUCUCAGUCUGCUAGAGGAGGUGGAAACCCAGGAUAUUACUGAAACAGAACUUCUGCUGAUGGUGGCUUUGGAGGUCAAAAAUGUCCUGGGGCUAGAACUGUCUAACAGUACUGUGGGACCCCUGUGGACAAGGAAGAAGGGACCACAUUGGAAAGCACAAGUGGCCAGCAUGUGGUCCUUGCUCCAGCAGGAGGAAUAUAUCUACUUCAGUUUGCUGCAGGACUUCAGCAAACACAUGCUACGAAUUAUUGGCUCUUGUGGGCACUUUUAUGCUGUGGAGUAUCUCACAGCUGGACAUGCCUGGCACAAAACUCUUUUUCCCUUGGAAAACAUGGUUGGUCCCUCCCUUGUAGGCCACAGAAGCAGGGUGAGAGCCAUCAUUGACAUUGCACUCAGCUUUCUGGACAUGGUGCAGCAUUUUGAUAAUGAUUUCUCUCACCGACUUCACCUGUGUGACAUCAAACCAGAAAACUUUGCUAUCAGGCAUGAUCUCACGGUGGUGGCCAUUGAUGUGGAUAUGGCCUUUUUUGAACCCAAAAUGAGGGAUAUCCUCGAACAGAACUGCACAGAAGAUGAAGACUGUAAUUUCUUUGAUUGUUUUUCAAAAUGCAAUCUGAAAACCAGAAAAUGUGGAGCACAGAGAGCCAAUAACAACUUGCAGGUAAUUUGUGACAAAAUAUUCCGUCGCUGGUUUUUCCCAGAUCUCAGAGGACCAUCGGUUUCCCUCCCCCUGCAACUGCAGCUGCAGAAGGCUGUGCAGGAGUGCGCUGAGCCAGGGCACGGGGACACUGCCAGGCACCAGAGGACUCCGAAAUCUCUCUCCAAGUUAUAUCACCUGCUUCGGGUCACUCAGCAAGAACUGCAAAGGGCAGAGUAGACACAAACAGCAGAACUGCAAAGGCCACAUCCCAGCCACUGCUGAGGGAUGUGGUAUAUGAGGAAGCCUGUGUUUUCUUUCUGUCUUCCAUCCUUCCAAUCCAUUGUACUACCUUUACAGCACAUGGAUUUUUUUUUUCUUCUUUGCAAAUGAAAUUCAUGGCUGCAGGUGCAGUAUGUCCUGUUAAUAGCCUUUCAAGUGUUAAAUUGUUUUACUUUACCUGGAUUAUCUUCUUGCUUAUUUUCCUGAGCUAGGGCUUGUGCUCUCCAUCAGCAUUCAGCAUAUCAUUUGCUUGCCAAGAGCUGUAGCUCUGAUAGCAUCUGUCUGAGUGGGGUGCUCAGAAUGAGGAUGCAUUUACAGAAGCAAAGUGUUAGUAAGUGCAGCAAAAUGAGUGUCAAUAAUGAAAAUAUUGUGUGGGUGCGGUUAAGUACGUGUCUGGUGUUUGAUUUAAUUUCUCUGUAGAAUUAGGGUUUUAAAAGCAGGGACAGAGUGUUCUCAGCAUGAAAAAAAACAACCUCAAAUUGGGAAAUGUCUUAUCACAUGAGCUGAAGAGUUCCUUUUGUACAAAUCAGUCCUGUCUUAUGCCCCCAAAUGCAUUUUCUGUGGUGUCUUGCAUUACGUGUGCCAUAGCUAACUUUCUGGGGAGAAACGAUAUGAAGGUACUUAGGACUUUUCUAAUAAUAAUGUUUCUAAAAUAAUUAUCCCCUUGUUGAGUUCCCAUAUGGGUACUAAUAUUCUUCAGUGGUAUGAAUAAUGCUACUGAAUUUUCCUAUGUGAACAAGCCCUCAGGCAAUUGAACAUCAGAACACUUGAUAAAAAGCACUCCUUUGCCAGAGAGCAGAAUUACCCAGGAAUGCCAACAAUCUGUCCUUUGCACUGAACAGAACAAUAUCCAGACCUGGAGUUUUCUUGCAGAGUGUUUUUUUAAUGAACAAAAGAAAAUAUUUCAUAAGAAUUCAUCAUUGUGCAAUCACUUACAUAAAUAAAGAUCCCUAGAUUAACCCAAGGUCUUUAACUUUACCUUGCAAACAUGUGUAGCUAUGGCCGGAGAAUCUAACACGAGGAUUCAGAAGAUGUUGCAUUUAUUUAGGCCAAGUACCCAUGAGCUGGUUUUGGCAUGAAGAUGUUAAAAACCCCACAAACAGAAAAAACAACAGCCUGGGACAGCCCUCAGCCCAGAACUCUUCAAUAUGGAUACUGGCAAUACUGGUUUGUGGAUAUGAGACACAUAACAGAACCUAAUCUUUCUUGUCUUUAGAUCUCUCAGCCUUAUGACAGCUCUGAAGCCUAAAUAUCAAUUUCUGAAGUUGCUAUUUAAAGGUAUGUUUAAGGCUGCCGGUGACCAGAAAAACGUGAGCUGCUUAAGAGACCUUGACACUUAUCAAAAACUAGCUCAAAAUUCCAAACUAGUGCUAGUUUUUCUUCUGUUUCUUGCAUUAAACUAUCAUGAUUUUAAAAAUUACUGAGGUCCUGAAAAAGCUCAAAAAGAGGGCAAGGCUGGUGGCCUUGCCUGGAGCUGAACUGAAGACAGGCUGCUGCUAAGCCAGAGCUACAAGUCAGGAGUCCUUGACUCAUAAAGUUGUUCACGGUCUGAGCUACUAACCAGUGAGACAGACAAUGUUUCAAUACUUCAGGGUCAUCCUUUGGAAAAGCAGGAAAGCAAAACAGAAAAGGAAGAAACCCAGAUUCCAGAAGGAGUCCUGUUACAAAGCUGUGAAACUGAUGAAAAUAAUUAAGGAUGGAAUCAGAUUAUGGUAAAAGUUUGGUGACAGUUAAAAUAUAGAGUAGAGAGAAGGUGUGGAAACAGAGACAAAGGAGAAAUAGAAAAAUGAAGUAAAAAAAAUAUGGCCCACUUUGUGAAAAUGUGAUUUAUGAUGUAACAUUGAAUGAGCUGGAAUUUAGUCUGGGGAAGAAGAGACUCAAGAGAAGCGCAGUAAAACUUUUCAAAAACAAAAAGUGGCUGUUACAGAAUAGGAGCAAACUGUCCUGUCCAAGUUUCCUUAGUGGAAGUAACAGUGAGUUAAAUUGUAGCAAGGAAUAUUCAGGUUAGACAUUUUUUUACAGGUUUUCUAAUAGUAAGGAACAGUGGAGCUAUGGAAUAAUCUGGGAAAACUUCAGUCCUCAUAAUCCUGAUUUUUAACUACAGGUGAGAGUGAUACCAGGGGUGGUGUAUGUGCAGUUAUGCUGAUGAACUUGCUUUGAGGUAGACUUUUAAUCCAAGACUUGUUAUUCUGUUAUUAUCAGUGCUCUUGCCACUCCCUCACAAUAAAAUCCACCAGUAAUGGUGCAGUAAUGGGUAAA